GAGCCACCCUUUAAAAUUAACACACCAGCACCAGUUUAAUUGAUAUUCCCUAUAAGAUCAAAACACAAUAUGUUAUUGAAGUCUUUUAAAACUCAUUUUGCUGAAGACUGACUCUAACAUUUAACGUGAAUUAUCUGGUUCUAGCGUAACACCAGUUGCCAAGUCCAACUUUUACUUGAUGAACCAGGACAUGGCGAUUGAGCCAACGCUGCCACACUCGCCAUAGCCACCACUGCCAUCAUGCCCGGUGAGGAUAAACCACAGCAACAUACCCGCCAGCGGAAAAAGAACAAAAAGUCCCGCUCCAAGGGGAAGAGCCCUGGUGGGAGUCCCACUGGCCGUCUGGGAGGUACCAUAGAUAGCCAAGAUGACCUCCUCCUACAACCAGUUCCCCAACCUCCUCCUAAAAAGCUGGUGGAGGAGAGGCCAAAAGUGCCCGUUGCCAAAUUGGAAGAGGAGUCGUUUAUUGCUAUCUGUCUCCAGGUGCUUUUUCCCUACCUGCUGGCUGGGAUGGGCAUGGUGAUGGCCGGCAUGGUGCUGGACAAUGUACAGCACUGGGAGGUGUUCAAGGUGAUAACAGAGGUGUUCAUCCUGGUGCCUGCACUGGUCGGACUCAAAGGAAACCUGGAGAUGACACUGGCCGCCCGUCUCUCCACUGCUGCCAACACGGGCCAAAUGGAUGAUCCCGACAAACAAUGGACUAUGGUUUGCAGCAAUCUGGCACUUAUACAGGUUCAGGCGACUGUGGUGGGCUUCCUGGCAGCAGUGGCCGCUGUGUGUUUAGGAGCAAUUUCUAGAGGGGGGAUUGAACUGGACCAGGCGGCUGUUCUCUGUGCCAGCAGCAUCACCACUGCCUUUGUAGCCGCUCUGUCCUUAGGCCUGGUGAUGAUCGGAGUGAUCAUCGGCUCCAGGAAGGUGGGGAUCAACCCUGACAACGUGGCCACCCCCAUCGCUGCCAGUCUGGGUGACUUGAUCACCCUGUCCCUGCUGGCUGGGGUCAGCAGCACUCUCUAUGAACAUAUAGAUAUAUGGUACCUGUCCCCCCUGGUGUGUCUGGUCUUCCUGGCUCUGAUCCCAGUGUGGGUGAUGGUGGCCCGACAGAGCCCACAGAUCAGGGAAGUUCUCCGCUCAGGGUGGCAGCCUGUUAUUGUAGCCAUGUCUAUUAGCAGUUUUGGAGGCCUUAUACUGGACAGGACAGUGUCUGAUCCCAACUUUGAGGGCAUGGCUGUCUUUACGCCCGUCAUUAACGGUGUUGGUGGCAACUUGGUGGCCAUCCAGGCCAGUAGGAUCUCGACCUACCUACACUUCUGGACCAUCCCAGGAGUGCUGCCGUACAAGAUGAGGCAGCAUUGGCCCAAUCCCUGCGUCACCUUCUUCUCUGAAGGGGUGAAUUCCAAAUCAGCACGGGUGCUUCUGAUGCUGGUUGUCCCCGGACACCUGGUCUUCCUCUACGCCAUCUCUCUGCUGCAGGGAGACGAGGCGCCCAUCUCUGUAGCCUUCAGCGUCUGCUACCUGUGUGCUGCUCUGUUACAGGUGACCAUCCUCCUUUAUGUUGCCGACCUCAUCAUCCGCGUGAUGUGGAGACGGAGUCUGGACCCGGACAACUUCUCCAUCCCCUACUUGACGGCCCUGGGGGACCUGCUGGGCACCGGGUUUCUGGCCCUCUGCUUUCGCUGUGUCUCACUGGUUCAGAGCCUGGGUCUCUGAACUUAAGCCCUCUGCCGCUGAACUCUUAGCCAGCCACUGUCUUGUUGCUCCCAAUUUUGUUACAUUUGCAAAGAGAUGCUUUUGAACGGACAUUAAAGCAUUUUCUGAUGGUUAUCACUGCACCAGUUCACACCGACGAUGGAGAAACAGCACUGGUAACACCCACCCAUCUACACCCAUCCAUCUGGGUGAAGGGUUUGCUUCUUUAAAACAGCCAAUCUAAUAUUUUUGUUUUACCACAAAAGGUUUUCAAGUAUUCAGAGUUUAGGUUCUCUGUCCUUAAAUACACCAUAUUGAACUUUAUUUUGUUAUCAUUCCUCUUUAUCUGUCCGUCUGUUAGUUUUCCUUAAUGUGAGUUAGGUGGCUCAGUGCGCACCUCGUCUCUCAGAUCAUCUCUUUAGCUUCAUCAGAGGAAUAUGUAGCAACUUAGCAUCAUAGCAGACUGAGCAGUGGUGGACAUUUUGUUUGAACUUGUGGACAGAACAAACAGACUUAAAGCAGUCCAUGUGGAUGGACUGUAUUAUGCCUGGAAUUUAACUGGAAUUUUCAUUGAUACAUAUGUCGAAGAUAUGAGUUCGGAAUCAUUGUGACUUAUUUUUAAUGAAUUGUACAGGUUUACUUUUAAUGAGAAAUCAGGGUUACAUAUCUGUAACACACAGGGGAAUGUUUCAUCAUCACAUGAAAAAAAAGUCCAAUCUACAUUAUUAUCCAUGUGAUGGACUUCAUGUACUUUCUUUUUUUUCUUUUCUUACAUUUGCUGCUAACUAAUAGGAUUAAUCAAUUGAUGAGGUACUGUAAUGAGGCAAACAGACAGAAUUAUGCAAUGUGUAUCUUUGUGCUAAGGGCCAAAUGGCUGCACAGUGGAAACAGCACGAUUAGGAAGAAGACAAUGUAUUGAAAGAUUUGGAGCACUAUUAAAGGAGCAAUUUGUAAGAUAUGGCCAGAAGUGUAGUUUAAAACAGUCAAAAAACAAAGCAACGUAUCAAACAAAGAAACCGUCAAGUUUACUGUAUGUCUAAAACAUAUAUGUACUGUAUUGCAAAGAUUUCUACUGAAGUUGGCAUGCUAACCAGCUAGCCCAAGCGAUCCUCUCUAAUAAUAGCACUUUGAACCAGCAACAAAUUGAGUCCGAUAGUUACCCUGGUUUCAGCUGGCCGAUUUAUGACAGCUUUUAGCACAAUUAAUUAACAGAUAAACUCAUGAAAUGUAAAGAAAAUUUCAGAGACCUUGUAAAUCACCUCCAUACAGUAUCCCGUCUUCAAAACUGACCCCACUCUCUUGAAGGUCUUGAAGGUACCUCUUGAAGAGUCAAGUCCCAAUUUGGUGUCCAGCUGUGUUCACUCUCACAUCAGGCUGCCAAAACCAGUUAAGCUGGCAGUCUACAAAAACUUGAGGGCCAUUGGCUCCAAAGCCACCCAAGUUAAUUAGCUAACGGACAGCUAACAGAAAGCAGCAGCUGCUGGUUACUCUGGUGAUGGCCCUGGAACUACCUGCAAAUUCUGGCCAUAUUUUAAAAAUUACACCUCCAACAAAUGUUUUAGUGAAAUGAGGUGAAUAAACAAAGAGAACUGACCACCAAGACUGUUAAGCUGUAGGAGGGAGGGCAUCCAUCAGCAAGUUCUAGACUGAUAUAAACCAUGUUUGUAUCCAGGAUCCAUAUUGUCAUGGCACCUUCUGACAUACACAAAUGUGUCCUGACAGCUAGAACAUUUUGAAAAAUAUUUGUUUUCUCUCUGAGAGUAAUAUGAGAGGAUCCUUUGAUGCUGGCCAUUCAUAUCAUUGUGCAAGUAUUGGGUUAUUUACCCACUACUAUGAAACUAAGCCAAUCUUAGACCGCUGUUUUACCAGAUCUUUAUGCAGAUUUGUUUCAUCUCCACACUCCUUCCUCUGCGGACAAGAAAUAUCACAGCAAGUUACCAAACAAACAGGCAACUCUAACUAAAAUCGCCAUGAUCCAUCACAAAAACUCCAGAAUGAAUAAUAUGCAGAUGAUGUAUUGCUUUUUGUUGCACAUGGUAAGAUUCUACACUUUGCUAAAAAUUGCUCAAUGGCCCAAACACUAAACGGUUUUGUUCUAAAGCACUGUGAAGCACAUCCAAUGUGUCCACACCUCUCACUAUUUGUAUAGCAAGCUCAAUAAGAUUUUUCAUUGUGGAUUUGUGCUGCCACUGUAUGGAGAGAAAAAAACACAAAAAACAGCAGUGAACUGAUGCAGAAGACUCGUCCGUCAGCCCAGGUUUAUGUGUUUACAUUGACUGUGUAGCUGCAGAGGAUCUUGGGUAUUCCCUCACUACUUGAUACUAAUAGUCCCUUUAAUGGAGGGUUCACGAAGCCUUACUGUUUUUUGUCAGAACCAUAAAACCUCAUCAUUACAGCAGUGAAUGCAUGUACAUGUGCAUAUUAAUCUUGAGGGGUCAUUCAGUCAGAAAGUGAAGCAAAUUUUCAGCUUCUGUCAUUUGCACAAAUUUAACAGAUGGACUGUUGUUGUUCAGUUCAGCCUCUGAAUGAAUUCAGAACUCACCUUUAAAUCUUUCUUGUCUUGAGAUGCAGUUGGAGUUCUCGCUCAUCAGCAUUUUCAUCUGACGUCGCAGUGCCGGCACAUCAGUUUUACACCACCCCAGGAAAAUUCAUGCUUACUCACACUUUUCAACUGAUUGCGUUGCACCAUGUUUAAAAUGUUCAUUACAUUUUGUCCGACUGCAAGUCAUAUUUAAGCAUCUUCAUGUUCCAGUUAUUGUUUUAGUUUACGGGUGCAAUAAUUAAGAAUUGAAGUCCUGUCGAAUUCAUUCGCAAAAAAAGAGUAUAAGAUGAGCAACAGCUAACUGCUGUUGAUUGUAGCUACCGUUAGAUAUUUAGUUCAGUUAGCUGUGCAGCUAGAAAUCCAGGCUGAAAGCUUAGAGCAUUUGUGCUAAUACCACUAGCACAGGAGCUUUGGAUCGGUCUCGGCUGGGGCUAGCUGGUUAGCAUGCUAACUUCAGUAGAUAUCUCUUCAACACAACACAAUACAUAGAUGCCGUCACCUCAAAACUGUUAUUACUUCACACUAGUGUUAAUUUUUGAAUGUUUCCAACUAAAAUAUAUUGCACCUUUAAAAAUGAAAACACAAAAUACUGCAUUUAGUCACACAGUGUUCAGGAUACAGAGUUUACAGUGUAAAGCACACUGGCUCUUUCUGUCCUUCUCAUUUGAUUAUGUGUACACAGGCUUCAUCUCAAAGAUUUACAUUAUUCCUGAAAAUAAUUGUGGAAAAUGUGUGUCAGUGCGCUCAUGAAGUCACAUGGAUCAUUUUUGCUUUGUGCUGUUACUAGUAAAAACCUAUUUUUUGAGAUAAACCUCAUGAACACUGAAAUCUGAGACAUUUCUAAAAAAGAGCCUGUCUUGUCAGUAAUCCUUUUUUUUUUUUUUAACGUGAUGUAUUUCAGUGCUGAAAGUGUUUCUCUGAGAGCUUUUAUUGUGACACUGUAACACGGUACUUUCUGCACUAGAGGGACAUUGAAAUCUCGAUAUCUCAAUAUCUGAACCACAGUUUAUUUCAGUCGAGCUGACUGUACGAGAUCUGUGUGUUAACUGUGAUAACUGUGACAAUUAGACCACAGCUAAGGUUGUGUUGUACCAGCACAUCCAUGUGUCUUAUACAGUAGGGCUGGAGAAUAUAUCAUAAAGUCGUUAUCAUAAUAAAAUGUCACAUUUACAUAGAUAACAAUGAAUGUAAUACUAACCUUAUUUAAAAAAAGCUGUUGUCUUUAUUGUUUUUGGGUUUUUUUUGGUCCUUGGAUGUCUUUGGUUUCUAUAGCCACACUUUACAUUUAUCGAAGUCGGAUAUUUUAUUAUAAAUUUUGAUUAUGACUACAGUUAAUGUCAGUCAGUCAUGAUACAGUUAUGUAGAGGAACAGUUCAAUGUUUUGGGAGUUAUGUAUGCUCACUUUAUCGCCAAAACUUAAACAAGAAGAUUGAUAAAAAGUCUGAAUGAAACCAGAGCUUCUUGUUCCAGAAGUAAGAAAAAACCUCGUUCAAAAUCCCAUCGACGUUUUGAGAUAAAACUUCUGCCUCGAGACAAUGCGUCACACAGAAAAUGAGAGUAAAAACAAGAAAUUGUGGUUUUUACAAGGAGUUUAAUCUGGUGUUCUAUCAGCCUAUUAGUUCCGGCACACAGCACCCCAUAAAAAAACACAUCUGUGUGUUUAAACAGACAAGAUGUAACAAUAUAAUCAGUCGAAUUCAGCUGGCAGGCAGAUUUUUUAAACUUUUUCAAUGCUAGCCAGGCUUAUGAAAAGCUCUGCUAAAUGCCUCCUGGCUGUAGCUUCAUAUUGAUCUCACACACACACGAGUGGUGUCGUUCUACUCGGCUAACUCUGAAUUAGCAUGUAUCCCAAAAUGUUGAGCUACUCCCUCAAAAAAAUACUCAUGUAUCAUCCAGCCCUAUCUAGUAUGUAAAAGAGUUUGACGGACAAAUUUGUUAACUUGCACUUUAGUUUCAGCAGUAGUCUACAGUUGCCUUGAAAACAAAGUUAAUGUCAGCUGUGUCUUAUCUAACACCUCCUCCUCCUCAUCGACCGCAUCGGUGUCAGAAAAACAGCUUCAUUUGAAUGUUGCAGCGGUCCUGUCUCUUUUGCUCUCUGUAGACAAAACUCUGUCCAGUCCUUCAGUGUCCACACUGCCACAUUAAGACUGUGGAGGCUUUAAAAAAAAAAAAAAAAAAAAAGAGCCUUUGUUUUCUAAUCUUGCUGUGUUCACUGUCACCCGAGCUCCCACACCUACACUGUGUUACAUCUUAACGUGUGCACAAAGAUGAACCGUGGAAUCAUAAAAAAAUGUGACAAAUGUCCGGCGAGUGUUGAUGUACUUUUGUGGCUACGAACAGUUAUAUUUUAAUAAAAUCAACAGUGUUAUGAAACCCGUGUCGCUUUGGUAAACCAGCCCAGAACGUUCUUCAGUGUCUUCAGUGGGCAUCAGUGAUGACGCCAGCCAGGUUAACACAGUUAGCAUCAAUCUCAGACACAUUUCUGGAAAAUCUGUAUAUAAUAAUAAAUAAUAAUCAUAAAAGUUUAAAAAUGGACUUGUGUUGUGAAACCAUCUAAAUUUAAUACUGAUGACUCUCCAUGACCUACAGAAGCAAACAAGGUCAGCGGUGAGAAGAUUGGGGAUUUCAUGGAUUAAAGCAAAAAAAUAAAUAAAUCUUUUGACUGAAAUGUUUUUUCAAGCUGUAGCCAAGUCAUAUUCCCAAUUUGUAAUUUAUGAAACAGGGCAUGUUACUUGACACGCACUCAAAAAA
This is a messenger RNA of Acanthopagrus latus (yellowfin seabream), 6979 nucleotides long. Its product is annotated as solute carrier family 41 member 1-like. Gene Ontology annotation, biological process: monoatomic cation transport. Gene Ontology annotation, molecular function: monoatomic cation transmembrane transporter activity. The coding region runs from base 241 to 1707 and encodes 488 amino acids. The record is from RefSeq and is a predicted model, not a curated record. Gene Ontology annotation, cellular component: plasma membrane. Lineage: Eukaryota; Metazoa; Chordata; Actinopteri; Spariformes; Sparidae. The transcript has 11 exons.